Molecule: messenger RNA, 5056 nt
Organism: Aptenodytes forsteri (emperor penguin)
Lineage: Eukaryota; Metazoa; Chordata; Aves; Sphenisciformes; Spheniscidae
Gene: USP15
Product: ubiquitin specific peptidase 15
Exons: 24
Coding region: 1-3342 (1113 amino acids)
Biological process (GO): protein deubiquitination
Molecular function (GO): cysteine-type deubiquitinase activity
Source: RefSeq, a predicted model, not a curated record
AUGUCAGACAGAGACAAGUGGAGGGCCACACGCCGCAUAGCUAACUGGUUUGUGGCAAGAUGGACCGGGGGCCACAGUUCUGCCUUAUCAAUAUGUGAUGCAGAAACUGCAGUGGGGGAGUGGAAGAAAUCCAAUAUGAGAGUAUCACUGCGAAUGAUUCACAGAGCGACUCCUCGCUCUUUCAGCCGCUCUCUGAAGGCGGCCGAUAAAGCGUCCGGGCUCCAGAACAGAGUAAACCCCCAAGACCUGGGGGUGCUGCGAGUUAGCGGCCACCCUUCCUAUACAAGUAGUUGGGCUGAAAAAGGGGAGGGACGCGGCGGCGCCGGCAGCCAAAAGCUGGACUGUGUCUCCCUCCAGAGGGAGAAGCGAGUCACGCACGGCAGCUCCGGCGGCGGGAAAGCCGCGGCCUCGGCCGAGCCCCCCUUCCCCGGGUGGUGCCCGGGUGGUGGGGUCGCGGGCUUGGUCCGUGCACCUGCGCUUGGGAGGUAUCUAGUGGAUAGUCGCUGGUUCAAACAAUGGAAAAAAUACGUUGGUUUUGACAGCUGGGACAAAUACCAGAUGGGAGAUCAGAAUGUGUACCCUGGUCCUAUUGAUAAUUCUGGACUUCUCAAAGAUGGUGAUUCUCAGUCUCUCAAAGAACAUCUCAUUGAUGAGCUGGACUACAUCCUUUUGCCGACUGAAGGCUGGAAUAGGCUAGUUAGCUGGUACACACUGAUGGAAGGUCAAGAGCCAAUAGCACGCAAGGUCGUUGAACAGGGUAUGUUUGUAAAGCACUGCAAAGUAGAAGUAUAUCUCACAGAAUUAAAGCUUUGUGAAAAUGGAAAUAUGAACAAUGUUGUCACACGAAGAUUUAGUAAAGCCGAUACAAUAGAUACAAUUGAAAAAGAGAUAAGAAAAAUCUUCAAUAUUCCAGGUGAAAAAGAGACCAGAUUGUGGAACAAAUACAUGAGUAAUACUUUUGAACCUUUGAAUAAACCAGACAGUACCAUACAGGAUGCUGGUUUAUACCAGGAAAAGGUACUGGUGAUAGAACAGAAGAAUGAGGAUGGAACAUGGCCAAGAGGUCCUUCAACUCCUAAGUCCCCAGGUGCAUCCAAUUUUUCAACUUUACCAAAGAUCUCUCCAUCUCUAUCAAAUAAUUAUAACAACAUGAACAACAGAAAUGUGAAAAAUUCAAACUAUUGUCUCCCAUCAUAUACUGCUUAUAAGAAUUAUGAUUAUUCAGAGCCAGGAAGACACAAUGAGCAGCCAGGCCUGUGUGGCCUGAGUAACUUGGGCAAUACAUGUUUCAUGAACUCAGCAAUUCAGUGUCUGAGCAACACACCUCCUCUUACAGAAUACUUCCUCAAUGAUAAAUACCAAGAAGAGCUGAAUUUUGACAAUCCUCUAGGAAUGCGAGGUGAAAUAGCAAAAUCUUAUGCAGAGCUUAUCAAGCAAAUGUGGUCAGGAAAAUACAGCUAUGUGACCCCAAGAGCAUUUAAGACACAAGUGGGACGAUUUGCACCACAAUUUUCUGGUUAUCAACAACAAGAUUGUCAAGAGCUACUGGCUUUUCUCUUGGAUGGAUUACAUGAGGAUUUGAAUCGAAUUAGGAAAAAGCCUUACAUUCAGUUAAAGGAUGCAGACGGGAGACCAGACAAGGUGGUUGCUGAAGAAGCCUGGGAAAACCAUUUAAAAAGAAAUGAUUCCAUCAUUGUAGAUAUAUUUCAUGGCCUUUUUAAAUCCACCCUAGUUUGUCCUGAAUGUGCUAAGAUAUCUGUAACCUUUGAUCCCUUUUGUUACUUGACACUUCCAUUACCCAUGAAAAAAGAACGCACUUUGGAAGUUUAUUUAGUUAGAAUGGAUCCACUUGCAAAGCCUAUGCAGUACAAAGUAGUUGUUCCCAAAAUUGGAAAUAUAUUGGACCUUUGCACAGCAUUGUCGGCUUUGUCUGGUGUUGCUGCAGAUAAGAUGAUUGUUACUGAUAUAUACAAUCACAGGUUCCACAGGAUAUUUGGUAUGGAUGAAAAUCUAAGUAGUAUUAUGGAACGUGAUGACAUUUAUGUAUUUGAAAUUGCUAUCAAUAGAACAGAAGAUACAGAACAAGUUAUAAUUCCUGUUUGUUUAAGGGAAAAGUGCAGGCACACUAGUUACAGCCAUAGUGGUUCUUCACUGUUUGGUCAACCUUUUCUCAUAGCAGUGCCUAGAAACAAUACUGAAGAUAAGCUGUAUAACCUGCUGCUGCUAAGAAUGUGCCGAUACGUAAAAACAUGUACUGAAAGUGAAGACACUGAAGGAUCCCUACAUUGCUGUAAGGACCAUGGUAUCAAUGGUAAUGGCCCAAAUGGAAUACAUGAAGAAGGAUCUCCAAGUGAAAUGGAAACAGAUGAACAAGAUGAUGAAUCCAGCCAGGAUCAGGAACUUCCUUCAGAGAAUGAAAACAGCCAGUCAGAAGACUCAGUUGGAGGUGACAAUGACUCUGAAAAUGGAUUAUGUACUGAGGAUACUUGCAAAGGUCAACCACUCACGGGACACAAAAAGCGAUUGUUUACAUUCCAGUUCAAUAAUUUAGGCAAUACUGACAUAAACUACAUCAAAGAUGAUACCAGGCAUAUUAGAUUUGAUGAUAGGCAACCUAGGCUUGAUGAAAGAUCUUUCCUUGCUUUGGAUUGGGAUCCUGAAUUGAAGAAGAGAUAUUUUGAUGAUAGUGCAGCAGAGGAUUUUGAAAAACAUGAAAGUGUGGAAUAUAAGCCUCCCAAAAAGCCUUUUGUGAAAUUAAAAGAUUGCAUUGAGCUGUUCACAACAAAGGAAAAACUAGGUGCUGAAGACCCAUGGUAUUGUCCAAACUGUAAAGAACAUCAGCAAGCUACCAAGAAGUUAGACUUGUGGUCACUGCCCCCUGUACUGGUAGUUCAUCUAAAGCGCUUUUCCUACAGCAGAUAUAUGAGGGACAAGUUGGAUACAUUGGUUGACUUUCCAAUAAACGACUUGGACAUGUCAGAGUUCCUUAUUAAUCCCAAUGCAGGGCCUUGCCGCUACAACUUGAUUGCUGUCUCCAACCACUAUGGAGGAAUGGGAGGAGGGCAUUAUACUGCUUUUGCAAAUAAUAAGGAUGAUGGAAAAUGGUACUACUUUGAUGACAGUAGUGUGUCCACCGCAUGUGAGGACCAAAUAGUGUCCAAAGCAGCGUAUGUGCUCUUCUACCAGAGACAGGACACGAUCAGUGGAACUGGCUUUUUCCCUCUUGACCGGGAAACUAAACAAGGUGCUUCAGCUGCCACAGGCAUCCCACUAGAAAGUGAUGAAGACAGCAAUGAAAAUGAUAAUGAUAUAGAAAAUGAAAAUUGUAUGCACACUAACUAAUGGAAGAACUAGAAGCCAUAAAAGAGACUUUGUUACUGGGGAUACCUAUUGAAAGAGUGAAAUUGCCCACCAAAUUAAGAAUAAAAAUCUGAGAUGGGGAAUUUCAGAUAACAGAAUGUAAAUCUUUAUUACAUUUUAACAUGUGCAGUACUUGAAGUGAAACAAUAAAAACUUAAACAGAAAUUGUCUCUAAUGCAUUUACAGUCUUGUAUUCACAAGCUAUAUAUAGGAAAUCACAAAUAAACCCCUUUUAAGUUUUCUGCUGCUGUUCUGAUGGAUUAUGUUUUCUUUUGUUUUGGAUGUGAGUUAAUAACUAAAAUGUUAAAUCUGUGGACUUCUGACAUUUAUUUUCUUAGUACUGCAAGAAUACUACUGCCAAGUCUAGUUUCUGGAUGAAUAUAUACAUGUUUCUUCGGCUGUCACACAGGCUACGAGUAAAAACGUCAAAUAUAUAAGCAGUAGUUUUCUUGAAAGAGCAAAUUUUUGUUUGUCCCUAAAAAUGAAUUUUUCUUUUUUUUUUUUAAUUCGGUCACAAUAGAAGAAAUAGCUUGAAAAGGUGUUUUAACCUUUUGUGAUAUAGUUGAGCAUCCAGAAUAUUACGUUCAUCUUACUGCUGCUGUGGAACAGGUUCUGGAUUUCAUGCUGCAUUAACAAAAAGUUUUUCAAUUAAAUGUAAGUAUCCUUUGUUGCUUGUUGGAAUCUACUCUGCAGACGUUAUCUUGCUUAUAAGACAUGCAUUAUUUUAAUCUGGUGUCAGUCCAAAAUUUAAACUUGUGCUGCAAGUUCUCUCUCCCCAGUUUUUGUAGUUUGACAGCUUGCAAACUACUCUGUAAUAGGAUCAGAGUUAAUAGUAUUCUGUAUCCAUAGCAAUGACUGUGUAUCGGGCUUAGAUGAGAAUUUUUUCAAUAUACCCUGCCUUUAAAUUGUUAACGAACAAAAUGACUUUAAAGGUAGGCCUGUUAAUUUUCUUUGUGUGUUCCUGAUGGAAUUCACCAUAGCCUUACAGAAUAUCUGAGAAGGUAACUCAUUAUAAGAGAAUUGGCAUUUGCAUGUUCAAGUCAGAACCUGUACAGUAUAUAAGGCAUACAAACUUUGAAUUGGAUUUUAGUUAACUAUGUUCAGGGGUCCAGGAUGCCAAAAUAAGUGUGACAGUUUGAAACAUUUUUUAAUUUGCUGCUUUCCCUUUGAUCUAGUUGGAAGAAUGUAUUGUUGAUUUGUAUACAAUACUGCCUUUGAGAGGGGCUCUGAAGUGUGGGGGCACACUUCACAUAUCUACUACCUGGAGAAUUGCUUUGUGUCCCACCGUUUAAACAAAUAAUUUAAAAAAGCAAAAAGCAAAAAGUAUGAUGUUCUUCACUUGAACUAAUCAAAUACAAUAGGUUAUAAAUUGUGUAUUGUAAAUAAAAGUUCACUCUGUGAGUGCACAUUUUGGUAAAUUAUUUAUUUAUGUUAGCAUUAAAAAGUUUAAAAAAUUGCAUUUAAACAGGAUAUAAAUGAGGUAUGUUGGACAUGGCUUUGCUUUAUACCUUGAUAUUAGAACUGGUGUUUCAUCCUGGUAUUUUAAAGCUGCUUUGAGGUUUUUUUUUUUUAAAUGUAAACUAACCUCCUGCAUGACAGAGGUUAAAAUUUUGUCUGCACUUGAGUUCACUUGGGUUUACAUUUGAAAUGCGCAUGUUUAUUUAUACAGAUUUCAAUAAAGCUAUUCAAGGCCUUA